Cyphellophora europaea CBS 101466 is the source of this 1137-nucleotide messenger RNA. RefSeq lists its product as uncharacterized. Gene Ontology annotation, molecular function: nucleotide binding. The record is from RefSeq and is a predicted model, not a curated record. Bases 1 to 1137 code for a protein of 378 amino acids. The transcript has 3 exons. Lineage: Eukaryota; Fungi; Ascomycota; Eurotiomycetes; Chaetothyriales; Cyphellophoraceae.
AUGACUGGCACAGAAGUAGCUGUCCCGAUGCUGCGUUGGGGUAUUCUAGGCACCGGAUGGAUUUCAACCAUGUUCACGAAGGAUCUGCUGGCCGAUCGUCCAGACGCUGACUGCAGACAUGCAAUAAGUGCGGUCGGCUCUUCGUCCAUCUCGAAAGGCAAGACCUUCGUCGCCAAUUGUUGGAAAGAAACGACAACACACACGCGACCCCGUGUGUACGACAGCUAUCAAGCAGUAUACACAGACACUAAUGUCGAUAUUGUCUACGUGGGAACACCGCACUCUGAGCAUAAGAAAAACUGCCUGGAUGCUAUUGCCGCGGGCAAGCACGUUUUGUGCGAAAAGCCACUUACUAUCAAUGCAAAGGAAGGUCAGGAGGUGGUCGACGCGGCGAGAGAAAAAGGCGUCUUCCUUAUGGAAGCCGUUUGGACGAGGUUCUCGCCAUUAUUCUCCGCGCUAAAGGAGGAACUUUUCGUAAAGAAGACCAUUGGUGAUGUACAUCGCAUGUUCGUGGAUUUUGGGAACAAGAUGCCCCUGGACACGCUGCCGUCUACCCAUCGUCUCAAAGAUCCCGCUCUGGGCGCUGGCGCUCUUCUUGACAUCGGCAUCUACGCGUUAACCUAUGCUUCGGUCAUACUCGGUGACUGGAAACUAGGACUGCAGCAUCCUACACCAGUUGUCACAUCUUCACUCGAUAUCCAUGAUGGGAUGGAUCUUUCGAAUGUGAUUGUGCUUGACUAUCCUUCAAAAGACACCACCGGACACGAAUCAACAAAGACGGCAAUCUGCACGUCUUCUUUCAAGUGCAAAUCACCCGAUGACUUUGCCCGCAUUGACGGAUCAUGCGGAAGCAUUCUCAUCUUUGGCUUAGCCGCAAGUGUGCCCGGCGGUUUUCGUAUCCUCCUCUAUCCAGCGUCACCAGGGGAAGAGAAGUCCGAGACUGAGAGGAUCUUUACUGUCGAGAAGCCCAAGGACACGCUGGGCUUCUUCUGGGAGGCAGAUGCAGUUGCACGCGAUAUCGCCGCUGGCAGAACAGAGAACGCUGUUGUCCCACUUGACGAGUCGAUACGUAUGAUGCAGCUCAUGGACAAGAUUCGGAAAGACGCUGGUUUAGUCUACCCGCAGGACACAGUAUGA